GAAUCUUUGAAACAGGUCGCGCGAGUACAAGUGAGCAGAAGUGCGUCCGGAAUGUGCGCUGCAAGGUGACUCCGGCUCCUCCCUCCCACCCAGCCAGCCAGCCAGCCAGCCAGCCAGCCAGCCAGCCAGCAAAAAGCAACACGAAAGAAAGCCUUUUUCCCGUGUGCGGAGCAGAGGCAGCAGGCGAGCUGGCGGGCAAGCGCGCAAUUUUGACGACAUUUCAACGGUGCCUGUGGACUUUACAGCACGAUAGAAAGGAAACAAAAGCCAAGUUAAGGCUCAGCGGUGCACAAGAUGGUCUUUCUCAUGGCGCUGAUGGCGCUCGUUGUCAUCCUUGUCAGUCCCGAGGACAUUGCCGAAUGCCCAAAGGGCUGCUCUUGCUCCACGCCGGAAUCCAUCUUGUGUUUCCAGAGACGUUCGGCCACCUUUCCGCAGGGAGUGCCCCCUUUGACGAGGAGCCUCUACCUUUUUUCCAACGGCAUCGAGGGCUUAUCCGCAGAGGACUUUGACGGUCUGGAGAACUUGGAAAUGCUGGACAUAAGCCAAAACAAACUGACCCAACUUCCCGACGGGGUCUUCCUCCCGCUGACCUCUUUGAAAAACUUGGACUUGUCAUCCAACCAAAUCAGCCGCAUUUCCGAGCACUGCUUCCGAGCUACGGUACUCCUCGAGCGCCUCUAUUUGUAUGCCAAUCAUAUCGAGAACAUCCACCCCGCUGCUUUUAGUGGCUUGGAUAACUUGCUGGAGCUAAAAUUGCAAGGCAACAGGCUGACGUCUUUGCCUGUUCUGGUGAUGCCCCGGCUGCUGCUGCUGGAUCUGCGUUUCAACGCCAUAACUAUGAUAGGCCCCUCUGACAUCCAAACGCCCAAUCUCGAGUCACUCAAAUUAGGCGGCGUGGGACUGAAUGACCUGAAUUCGGAGCUGAUUGGCAGUCUGAGGAACCUGCACGAGCUGGACGUCUCAAGCAACCAACUGAGGGUUCUGCCACCAAUCCUGAAAGAAAUUCGAGGGCUGAUUUACCUCAGCCUGGCUGGCAAUCCCAUGGGCCCUCUUCAUUUUCAGGACCUGAGGAACCUCCAAGAACUGAAGGAGUUGGACAUCAGCAGCCUGAGUCUGCAAGGGCUCCCGGCCGAGUUUGGUCAGCUAUUCCCUCACCUUACGAAGUUGACCGUGGCAGAGAACCCCUUCAACUGCUUGUGUAGCUUAGCCUGGCUCCCAAGCUGGCUGCAAGCCCAAAGCAUUACGCUGGAAAGAACAGAGGAGACCCGUUGCCACUUUCCCCCAAUCAAUGCUGGCAAGGUUGUAGAGAGACUGGAGCACCGAGAUUUUGGCUGCCCUACCACGACGACGCAAACUGUGACCCCAGCCAGAACUACGAGCGCCGUUCCUGUCGCGACCUUGGCCAGUGUUACGACAGCUAUUCCGAUGCACGAGGCUAACCAUAACGACGACACAAACCAAGACAAUCUCUUUCCGCCAGUUCCUGCGUCCCCAAGCAGCAGCAGCCGCAUUGUGGAGUCCGGCAAGGAACAGCACUUCUGCUCCUCUCACACCUGCCUGAAUGGUGGCACUUGUCGUCUGGACCACUCCGGUCAAGUGGAGUGUAGCUGUCCUCUCGGCACCUCUGGGUUUUAUUGCCAAGUACAAAAUCAGCAUCCCUCCUCACCCCGCAUGACAACAGUCAUGCCAAACGCGCCAGCGCUAAGUUGGCGCCAGGCAACGUCCACCUCCAUCCUGCUGGAUCUUCAUCGCUACAUUGAAACACGGCCGUACAUCCGCGGCAUCCGCCUCACCUACCGCAAUCUCUCUGGGCCGGACCGCAGACCCAUGCAACUCAGCCUGCCUGCAUCGUAUCCGGAAUACAGACUCCGAGGCCUGAAGCCUAACUGCACAUACGCCAUUUGCGCCAGUCCGCUGGGGGCCCCGAAUGGCAUCGAGAGUGUCUGCACUCAGGCGCAUACGGCCGAUGAGAAAAACGCCAGCGUCAGCGGGGCACAAACGGUGAACAAGAAGAUGACCGCCAUGUUGGUGCCCUCCAUGGCCAUCUUGCUUCUGCUGGUGCUGAUAGCAAUCGCCGUGGGAGUGGUUUGCUUUGUCCGCAAGAAGAGGGCCAAAGGCCACCUGGACCUGCAGCGCGAGCCCUCUCAGCCGGAGCUGGAUGGUGUCAACGGGGCGCUGCCUCAGAAACAAGCGCAACUCCCCAUCCCCGAACCCGCUGUUCAAAACAGCAAUCUGGAAUAUGAAGUGCUGCUGCUACAGGAUCACUGCAUAUCAAGUCAAAACUUUUCAUCACACAAGCCUUCCAACUUUUGAUAUCUGGGUCAGAGUGAAAAAGGAAAACGAAAGAAAGCUCUGCUCCGCAUCGGCUAAUGCAGAGAGCAGUCUGUCGCCAUUUUAGACCUACUGUGCGUCGUCACCUCGUGACAAAUGGUGACAGAUUGGAAUCUUUGAAGAUUAGAAAUGGUUUGGUGCCAGCAUGGGCAAUCAAGGAGCUUGUUGGCCCCCGCAGUGUCAGACAGUCUAAGUCGAUGCGAGUCUGCAAAUACGCAAACUAAAUCCCCUUUUGCACCAUUUGGACGCACGGGCCGUCACAAAAGGGGGCAAGUCAUCGGGAUUAUGAGCAGGGACAAGAAAGCUGUUGACUGACCAAACGCCUUAUGCAGCAUAGCACUUGCCUCAGUUACAUUAAACACAGAUGAGAAUUACACACAGUGACUAUUUAUUAUUUAUUGUCCCUAUAAGGGAACUGCAGGGUUUACCAUGUACAAGAUGAGUGCCUUUGAAUAAAAGUAGGCAUGCAUCAUUGUGCACCCAACGUGAAUUAAUAAGCAGACUGUCGUUUAGAUGGGGACUUGCAAAAUGGUGUGGAGGGCAAGCACAAACUCACUGUGAGUAUGAUGAUGCUUGUGUGUGCAGAUGUGCAGGGGGACAGAUCUGUCAACAUCCGUCAUGUCGGGACUUGCGCUCGGCAGCCAAGCCCUCUUUCUAUUCCAUGGUUCAUUGCAUGACAGACUCCUCUAUCAACACAUCGACCAAUGUCUUGCAUAUUCAGUGCGGCAAUUGAAAGAACUCAUUGACCAAAACUAAGCAAUAUAACUGGAAUAUGUUUCUGUCAAACAGAAAUCCUUGAAAAUCAGAAAUAUUGUCAAUGUGAUUGUAAAUUACAUUUUCCCUGUUUAUUUUGGAAAAUGCCUUGUUAAUAUUGUUGUUCUUUUUAUUAUUAUUGCGGGAGCUCAUUUGUACAACUGGAGAUUAAAUGAACAUGCAAACAAAAACA
This is a messenger RNA of Syngnathus acus (greater pipefish), 3277 nucleotides long. RefSeq names its product vasorin b (gene vasnb). Lineage: Eukaryota; Metazoa; Chordata; Actinopteri; Syngnathiformes; Syngnathidae. Gene Ontology annotation, molecular function: protein binding. Gene Ontology annotation, cellular component: plasma membrane. The transcript is spliced from 2 exons. The record is from RefSeq and is a predicted model, not a curated record. The coding region runs from base 295 to 2313 and encodes 672 amino acids.